This is a messenger RNA of Priapulus caudatus, 551 nucleotides long. RefSeq names its product prostaglandin reductase 1-like. The transcript has 4 exons. Gene Ontology annotation, molecular function: 15-oxoprostaglandin 13-reductase [NAD(P)+] activity. Gene Ontology annotation, biological process: prostaglandin metabolic process. Lineage: Eukaryota; Metazoa; Priapulida; Priapulimorpha; Priapulimorphida; Priapulidae. The record is from RefSeq and is a predicted model, not a curated record. Bases 1 to 534 code for a protein of 177 amino acids.
AUGGACGAUCGCCAGAACGUGGUAGAGGCUGGUCUCUGGAACAUUUACCGCAAGAGAUUGCGGCUCCAGUCGGCGUCCUUACGCGACGCCGCCGGUUGUAAGGUAAUCGCCUUCACAGGUUCGGACCGGAAAGUGCAGUGGCUGAGGAACAACACACGUGCAGAUCACGUUUUCAACUAUAAGAAAGUCAACAUUCAACAGGCAAUAUCUGAAGCAGCACCAGAGGGCGUUGACUGCUUCUUUGAUAACGUGGCCGGGGAGUUCGCCAGCAAGGUCUAUUCCCGUAUGAAGACAUUUGGUCGGAUAGCCUGUUGUGGCUUCAUCUCCCAUUACAACAAGGACUUCCGAAAUUUGGAGCUAGCCACGAUGGUUCAGGGAUACAUGAUAGCCUCCCAGCUGAAAUGCGAGGGAUUCCAGGUUGACAGAUAUGAGGGCAGAUUCGACGAAGCCCGCAAGCAGGUGGUCGAGUGGAUGGAUAAGGUAUAUGCGCACUCACAUAACGCACAUAUACGCCCGCACGCACGAUGCUUCUAAGAGCAGAAUAACACGCC